This is a messenger RNA of Bradysia coprophila, 5527 nucleotides long. RefSeq lists its product as uncharacterized. Lineage: Eukaryota; Metazoa; Arthropoda; Insecta; Diptera; Sciaridae. The record is from RefSeq and is a predicted model, not a curated record. Gene Ontology annotation, biological process: regulation of immune system process; negative regulation of transcription by RNA polymerase II; regulation of cytokine production. Gene Ontology annotation, cellular component: nucleus; nucleoplasm. Gene Ontology annotation, molecular function: DNA-binding transcription repressor activity, RNA polymerase II-specific; DNA-binding transcription activator activity, RNA polymerase II-specific; RNA polymerase II cis-regulatory region sequence-specific DNA binding.
AAAAGUUUUCGAACCGGUAUUCGUUUCAAAGUUUUUUUUUUAAAGAAUCUAAUCAGAAAUUAAUUAAUUUAAUUGGAGAAGUAGAUCCGCUUAACAAGUAUUAUCCGGCAGACCAGCUGGUAUAAUCGGUCAAAAGAAUUGGUAAUUUAAGUGGUACAACCAGUGUCUACAUGUCAAUUCAACUUGACAAAACUAAAAAUCCGUUUUACUGCGUUUCGUUCAAAGUGUCAUACCCCAGUUGUUCAUGUACACUGCGAAUUUUGUUGCAAUAAAAACCAUUAAAUGUGAUUAAAUUGUAAUUAGUACGAGGUGUUUGACGACAAAAAGUGUAAGAAUCGAUUCUUUAAUAUUACGGGCAUUGAAUGUAAGUUGAAUAUGAAAAUUUGAACACUUUUUGAUGGUAGAAAACUUGCGAAAAAAUCUGUUAUGUCCUAAUAAAUUUCAAUCGGGUUUUGUGUUCAUCAAUCGUACGAAAUCCUCCAUCACCGAAAAUUUCUAACAAAAUUUUUAUAAAAUAUCCAUCAACAUGACCUUGUGGCAAGAAAUUCAUGGCGGUUAUCGAUAAAAUCAAGCCAACAUUAGUUUCCCUACACAUUGGGGGGUCGGGAGAGUUCCCGUACCCCCUACAAGUGAUUUGCUUGCUACGAUUAGUAUGUUCGAGCAGCAAAUCAAAGCCGAACCGAUGGGAUUUUAUUCAACGUGUCCUCCACCACCACAAAUGCUACAAGCACUUCAACCACAACGAUCUGACAGCAAUGAUCAACAGCAACAACAAUCAGUUAUUAUCAAUGAUAAAGACAUGCAACCUCAGCCAUUAAUUGUGCAAAAUCAUGGAAUGGAUUGGCGAACUAGACUUCCGGAUAGUAAUGAUCAAAACAAUGAUGAGCCACAACCUCCAGAUACGCCAAUGUCAACCGUAUCGGAUGCAACUAAACAAGAAAUACAAAGCGCACACGGAAUGCCUCAUUCUCUGUCUUCACAAUCUAGUACUGGCCAUUCACGAAGCAAACCACAAGCUUGUAAAGUUUGUGGAAAAAUGCUAUCGUCAGCUAGCAGUUAUUACGUUCAUAUGAAAUUGCACUCAGGAACAAAGCCGUUUCAAUGUACGGUGUGCGAAGCCGCCUUCUGUCGUAAACCAUAUUUAGAAGUUCAUAUGCGAACGCAUACUGGGGAGCGGCCGUUCCAAUGUGAUUUGUGUAUGAAACGAUUCAGUCAAAAGUCAUCCCUAAAUACUCACAAAAGGAUUCACACAGGUUAUUGGAGCAUGCACAAACCGUUCCAGUGCUCACAGUGCAAUGCAGCAUUCUGCCGGAAACCCUACCUGGACAUCCAUAUGCGAAUACAUACAGGCGAAAGGCCUUUUUCUUGUGAUAUAUGCCUAAAGCGCUUUACGCAGAAGUCUACGCUUAAUAUACACAAGCGAAUUCAUACUGGAGCGGCAGUUCUUCAAAAACAAAAACAAAACCAAAAUCAUUCUCAAUCAUCACCAAAAUUUGGCAAUGCUAUCUAUCAAAUGUUUGCAAAUGUGGACCCAAAGUAUAUAAAAAAGCACUUUCAGGAAAGGCCUUUCCAGUGUGAACAGUGUCCGGCUGCAUUUUCGCGAAAGCCUUAUCUCGACAUACAUUUACGGACCCAUACUGGCGAACGUCCUUUCGGUUGUGAUGUAUGUCUAAAACGCUUUACGCAGAAGUCUUCACUUAACAUCCAUAAAACUAUACAUACCGUCGGUAAUAGGCCUUUCCAGUGUGACCAAUGCCCGGCGUCGUUCUGCAGGAAGCCCUACCUCGAUAUCCAUAGAAGAACUCACACAGGAGAGCGUCCUUACGGUUGUGAAAUUUGUCAAAAACGUUUUUCGCAGAGGUCCACGUUAAACAUACACAAAAGAAUCCAUACAGGACAUAGACCGUUCCAGUGUGCCACCUGCUUAAAAUCCUUCUCACAGAAGUGUGCCCUUAAUUUGCAUAUGCUCAGUCAUACUGCCGUGCAAGGACGUCCCUUCCAGUGCUUGCAAUGUCCGGCGGCGUUCUGCCGAAAACCGUACCUUGAUAUCCACAUGCGAAUGCAUACUGGCGAGCGUCCGUUCCAAUGUGAUUUGUGUAUGAAACGAUUUACCCAGAAGUCUUCUCUAAAUAUACACAAACGAAUACACACAGGUGAACGACCAUAUGCGUGCGAUAUUUGUCACAAAACGUUUGCAGUCAAAAGCUACGUAACUGCCCAUAGAUGGUCGCAUGUGUCGGAAAAACCAUUAAGCUGUGAUCGUUGUUCCAUGACAUUUACUAGUAAAUCUCAAUUUGCUGUUCAUAUUCGCACCCACUCUGCCGGACAGAAUUAUGAGUGUAACGUAUGCGGACGAACGUUUAUUAGAGACAGCUAUUUAAUAAGACAUCAUAAUCGUGUGCAUCGUGAGAAUCGAACCACCGAGAACAGCAUUGCGACAAUAAAUAGUGUUGCUUCCGGGGAAAUUCUCAGUGGAAAUACAUCCGAAGCGGGCGACGUUUAUGAUUCGAGCAAUGCACAGGUGUGCGAUCUAAGAUAUGUAAAUAAUCUGCAACAAAUGAAUACAUCACCGGCGGUAUCACAAAUGUCUUCGCCCGGAUUGCCCGGUGAUCGUGCCAUCAACAAUAUGAAUAAUAAUGAUCGUAACGCCGGUAUGAACGGACAGGAGAGCAACAAUCGUGGUGUAAAUAGUCAGGAUAACAGAAACGGUAUAGCAUUGAAUAGCAACGAUCGCGGCAACGGCAGCAUACUGAAUUUGAACGAACGUGAUCGCAGUACGAUGAGCGAUGCCAGCGGCAUUGUGCUGAACGAUCGACUGAUGCAGGAACGUAAUCGGGCGUUGCAAGAGCGUGCUAUACAGGAACGUGUGCUGCAAGAGCGUGCCAUCCAUGAACGAGCAUUUCAGGAGCGAGCCUUACACGAACGUGCCCUCCAAGAGCGUGCGAUACAGGACCGUGUGCUAACCGAUCGUUUGGCCCAAGAACGGUCGGCACACGAUCGUUCGUUGCAUCCGCCAUUAAUAAUACCAGGUCACGUAUUGCCUCACGAACGAAUAGAAAAAAGUGUUUUACCAGGUACGAUUGCUAGUCCACCAGUCUGAUUAUUAAUUCAGAUCCAGAUUACCUCUUUUCUAAUAAUAUGAAGAUGAAAAACAAAAACCACAAAAAAAUCAAUUUUAUCAUUUCACUUAAACAUAUAAUUAAGUAACAAGCAGACAAGCAAAAAAGAAAACAAUUUUUUAUGAAUAUGCACUAUUACCAUAACAACACCCACAUCCAAUGUAUUAAUUUGAAAUUAAUUUGAUCAAAAAGAAAGGUUUGAUUCGAAGUUUUGUUAACUUUUUGUUAGAGUUACGAUACGAGAAACAUUUUUGUUGAAAAGAAUUUUUGUUUUGUUUAAAAAGUCGGACUCGUAUGUACAGCCAUACCGAACAAAAUCGUUUGUCGAAAUAGAAAAUUGAGUCGGUGUUCCGCAUAGAUCGUUUCUUAUGUGCUCUAAUUUGAUCUGUGGUGUCUUUACAGGUUUAAAAUUGUGUUCUUAACACCACCAUUGAAUCAAGAGACCGUUUGUGACAAAAAAUGUUCCAAAUCUAAAUUGUUAAAAUAUUGAGCCAUUAAACAAUCUCAUAAAGCUGUUGUGUCGCCACAUACACAAAACUAAACGAACAAAUUUCUUGUAAUACUCUGAAGAUUUUAAAGAACUGUACUAGGCAGUACAACAUUUUAGUUCCAUUUAUAAUCCGGUGAUCGGACAAUAAUAUUGCGGUCGUACGAGUCACUUAUUGAAAUGUAUUUAUCUAAGGUCUUCUCUCUUAUUCGUUUUUUUUUAUUAUUAUUAAUUCAAAAUUGAUCAAUCUUCCACGAUGGAUGUGGAUUUGUUUUGAUGAGAUUUUUUAUAAAUUUUCCAAAUAAAGAAAAAACGAAAAUUGUCAUCCAUACAAACCACAUGCUCGAUUGUUGUGUUUAAUUUAUUUAAGUUAUUUAUUUAGCACAGACAAAUUAGUGUCUCAAUACCUUUGGUGUCUGGUUUCAAUUUGAUUGAAAAUGUGUUACAUUCAGAUAUUAGCGGGAGAAAGUUCUCGUUUCAAAAGUCAUUCUCGUUAUACGGUGUGUCAUUGCUCAGUCCAGAAACGACGAUCUAGAAGUGAAAAAUCAUUUUUGCCUACAUCGAGUACUUUGAGAGGCCAGAGAUUCUGUUUAGGCAACGUUCAACGCCAUUUAAAUCAUUGAAUAUCAUAGAUAUAUGAUUGCAUCCCACUUCCAUAUUUUUUUUUACAUUGUGUGCCAUAUAAGCGUUUUUUUGUUCCUUAUAGUUUGUAAUAUUGAAAAUAAAUUAGUGUUUCCAUAACGAAAUGUUCCCGGAUGGUACAGAGAACGCCUAAACAGAGAACUUAGCGAAAAUUGGACUUUAUGAAAAAGCAAUUCGUUCUUUCAAUUUGAAUGAAUAAAUUUUCUGCCAUUUAGAAAUGAUUUUUUUUAACAGUUGAGAAAAAAGCCAACUUCUCAUCGCAGACAAACCUUGGGUAAGACAAAUUUUGUGUCCCUUUUACAUAGACGAAAAGUGAGAAAUUGAGUUUUCUUGGGUGUCACAACUUCGACGCUCAUUUCAGACACACUAUAAACAAAACGUUGUUCCUAACUUAUGCGAAGAGGCGUUUUUAGCGAACUCGUUUCCAGAACUCGCCUCCGGCUCGUUCGCUAAAAAAGCCUCCGAAGGACGAAGGUUUGCUUCCGAGAAAUCCUUACACCUACUGACAUCUUGACAUGAUAAUUGUGAUUGUGAUGAUUAAUUGGUCUGUGUUUUGGUCUGUUCAUUAUUUUUUUUACCCCUUCUUACUCAUUCAUUUUUAAUUUUCGAGUCACACUUAUACAAAAUGCACAUACACAGAGAGAUUUUAUCAUUUGUAGCUCUUCGGAAUGAAGAGCGCGUUUAGCUAACAAACCAUUAUAUUAUCCUAUUCACCGAAUGAACAAAAAGAAAAAUGUUAAAAUAAAAACAAAAAAUGAAGAAAACAAAAUACAGAAAAACAUAUUUAAACUUAAAAAUAAAAAUAUUUUUAGAAAAGAAAUUUUUAAAUUAUUUUAUCAUUUUGUACAUAGAGUUUAGACAUUGUUUGAGUUUUUGUAGAAAGUUUAAACAUAAACAAAAGAUGAAACAUAAAAAAUUAAAAAAAAAUGAUAAUAAUUUUGUGAAUAAAAAAGAGAAAUGUAAAAUGAAGAAUGACGAUAAUGGAAACCCAGUGAAUGGAUUUUUUUUUGUUUAUUACACGCUCUUUUUAUGUUAAAAUUUUUUUUGUUUUGUUAAAAAAAAUUUAAUAUGAAAAAGAAAACAAUCCAAAAUCCAAUAAGGAAUCAUUAUGAUCCCAAUGUCUCGAGAUUUGUUUUAUGUUAUUUUAAAAAUGAAUAAUCAAAUCAAAAAGUAAAUAGAAGCAACAAGAAAAAAAAAUAAUUAAUUAUAUUUCGUACUCUUUAAUGUAUUUUUAGAUUAUCACUAUUAAGAUUGGACAUAAUUAAAAGAUAAAAAAAAA